UCGCAGGCAAGUUCGUAAACCGUGACGUGUAAAGUAGGAUGGAAAAUUGGCAAUAGGGAACAAAAAAGGAUGUGAUCUGCGAGCUGAAUAGUAACUGAAUGCCAUGAAUAAACUUUGCAAGGCAUUUUUUCGGACAAAACACCUCACAACAGCUGAAAUUGAAGAAACAAACUUAAAACGCUGCUUGUCAACAUUUGAUCUGACUGCCCUUGGUAUUGGCUGUACGUUGGGUGCUGGUGUUUAUGUUGUCACUGGUGAGGUUGCAAAAAAUCAAGCUGGACCUGCAAUUGUGAUCUCAUUUGCUAUAGCUGCUAUAGCAUCACUGUUGUCAGGUCUUUGCUAUGCAGAAUUUGGAGCUCGUGUUCCUAAAUGUGGUUCAGCAUACAUCUACAGUUAUGUCACUAUUGGUGAACUUUGUGCAUUUGUGAUAGGCUGGAACAUGCUGCUUGAGUACGUAAUGGGAGCAGCCGCACUUGGCAAAGCAUGGAGCGAUUUCUUCAAUGCCCUCUGCGAUGGUUGUGUUAGUGACUUCUUUAUUAAGCACUUUGGCUUGUUCAAACUGUGGUGGAUGUCAGAUUACCCAGAUUUUUUGGCAUUUAGUUUUCUUCUUGUGUUAACUAUCGUCAUCAUUUGUGGAGCGGCAGAGUCGUCUGCAUUGAACUGGGUUUUUACAAUAAUCAAUCUUGCUGUAAUCAUUUUUGCAACCAUUGCAGGACUAGUUUACGCAGAUCCUAAAAAUUGGAAUAAUUUUGCACCAUGGGGUUUUCAUGGAAUAAUGUCAGGGGCAGCUACUUGUUUUUUUGCCUUUGUUGGCUUUGAUGUAAUUGCUACUUCAGGCGAGGAAUGCAAGAACCCAAGAAAGGCAAUACCUAGAGCCACAGUCUCUGCUCUUUUCAUUAUAUUUUUGGCGUACGAAUGCAUCUCCGUGUCACUGACCCUGAUGAUGCCCUACGCUGAUUUACCUAAGAGCUCAGCAAUUGCCACAGCAUUUGAUCAUAAGGGCUUUUCUGCAGGAAAAUACAUCGUCGCCAUUGGGGCGAUAUGUGGCAUCAGCUCAAGUGCUUUGGAUGGACUUUUCCCAAUACCUAGAAUCAUAUAUGCGAUGGCAAGUGACCGUCUUAUAUUCAGCUUUCUGGGAAAGGUCAACAAACGGACAGGGACGCCAAUAAUCGCUUGCGUAAUUAGCGGCCUUUUUCCAGCGUUCCUUGCAAUGUUCCUGGAUCUAGUUGCGCUUGCAGAGAUGUUAUCUAUUGGGACUCUACUGUCGUAUACAAUAGUUUCGUUCAGCGUGUUACUACUAAGAUACAGGCCUGGAAAGGUUAUUGAUGAUUCAGGCAGUGAAUCCGCCCAAAUAAAUGAAAGCAUGCCUGGACCAGAAUUCAGUGAAGGUGCAGGAAUGGAAAAAGAGUUUGGAGAGGCUUCAAAACUGUCAGACAAUGAAGAGUCGGAGAAAUCUACGACAGAUAAGAAAGAUUACCAAACAUUAGAGAAUAUCUCUACCAAAAAAGACCUUAAAAACUCGCCUUCUGUGUUUAGUAGAAUUACCAAGCGGAUUUUGGGGGGACGUUUGGACGUCCCAACCGAGGACAGUUACUUGGUAGUUAAAAUUUCCUUAGCAAUAUUCAUCGUGACUACAAUUGGCCUGCAGUGUUGUUUGGUCUGGGGGAUGGACCGACUUACUGGAAAAGAUCCUCUGAUAAUUGUAUGCUUCGUGCUGUUUCUCAUGUGGAUGUUAAUUGCGGUCGAUAUAAUCGCAAGACAACCUCAAUCCAAGAACAAGUUGUUCUUCAAAGUGCCUUUUCUACCAUUCCUGCCUCUGUGUGCGAUAUUUAUCAACGCAUUCUUGCUGCUGGAAUUGCAUUACCUGACUUGGGUACGAUUUGGAGUGUGGUUAGUAAUAGGUAUGAUGAUUUAUCUAUCCUAUGGAGUGAAACAUAGCACACAAAACGUGGAUGUUACGAACAACGAUGGUCCAGAAUACAUGAAACUCACAAAUACAAUAGAAGAAUAAAAUGGAGUAAAGUCGUACUUUCAA
Dendronephthya gigantea is the source of this 2035-nucleotide messenger RNA. Its product is annotated as high affinity cationic amino acid transporter 1-like. The record is from RefSeq and is a predicted model, not a curated record. Gene Ontology annotation, molecular function: amino acid transmembrane transporter activity. The transcript has 5 exons. Gene Ontology annotation, biological process: amino acid transport; transmembrane transport. NCBI's taxonomy places the organism in Eukaryota, Metazoa, Cnidaria, Anthozoa, Malacalcyonacea, Nephtheidae. The coding region runs from base 104 to 2011 and encodes 635 amino acids. Gene Ontology annotation, cellular component: plasma membrane.